CAUCAGUCACUUUGGGUUAAUAAACUGGGUGGUUCGAGCCCUGAAUGCUGAUUGGCUGACAGCCGUGGUAUAUCAGACCGUAUGCCACGGCUGAGGAAUGACAUCGCUGCCUAUUGGCGUGGUCCUCUGCCUAACAGCCUGGAUCACUCUCUACAAACUACUGUGUAAUAACAAUGAAAGCCGUGGCUUUGAGUGGAACUGUAGGCUGGUCACACUGCUCCAUGGCAUCCUGGCGGUCUGCAUAACAGCAUACAUAGGCUAUGUGGAAGGACCUUGGCCCUUCACACAUCCAGGCACAAAGAACACCCCCCUUCAGAUCAGUGCUAUGGUCAUUAGCCUGGGCUACUUCAUCUUCGACAUGGGCUGGUGUGUGUACUUCCGCACAGAAGGCCCGGUGAUGCUGGUCCACCACGCAAUCAGCAUCCUGGGUAUCUUGUUGACCCUGAGCUUGGGGGAAUCAGGCAUCGAGUCCUGCGCCGUAAUCUUUGCUAGCGAGAUCACCAACCCCUUGCUGCAAGCUCGCUGGUUCCUGAGACAGUUGGGUCGCUAUGAGAGCCUGACGGGGGAGGUGGUGGAUGUUCUGUUUGUAGUGCUAUUUGUGUUCAUGCGCAUAGUGGUUGGCGGGAGGAUGUUGUACUGCGAGCUCAUCUCCCCACGGCCCAGGUUCAUUAUAAAGUGUGGGGGAGUUGCCAUGUAUGUGCUAUCCUGGGUGUUCAUGGUGGACAUUGGUCGUUUCGCCUACCGCAAGAGUCAAUCCAAAUACAGACGCUGGAGAGACCAACACAGAUUGGCAGCAGUUAACGGACAUGUCGGAAAGACAGACUGAAAGACUUCCUUAUCAUUAGAAUAUGAAUAACAACAUUCAAUGUUUAUACUAAUAGACAACCUUUAUACAUUUACUGGUUGUGUAAGCAUGGGGUUAAAGUCAACCCAUUCUUUAGGCCAAUAUGGUUAUAUUGGAAUAUUUGUUGGUAUUUAGCUAACACUUGUACAUUUUUUUAAAACAAGUGCAAGAGAAUGUUGCAUAAGCAUCUUCAAAAAUGUACAACUGUAGCAAAAACAAUUGAGACAUAGUUUGUCUUUUGAAACCAAAGGACCUAGUGCCAAUAUGAUGAGCAGAUGUAUUUCACAACCUAUUUACAAUUAACUGUAACCUAAUAGUAUGUUCUUCUAACCUUGUAUCCAGCAAUAAGUUGACUAUUGGUAAAUAGACACAUAACAUUCCCUAAUCCUCAUAGGUUAGGCCACACUUUUUUGAGGCAGUGAAAUUGAACCAAAACUGAUUCUUUCCUUUUCCAGUAUUUUGUUGUUGUAUGCAGUAGUUUUUCUGCAGAAAUUCUACUUUUUAUAAAUAUUUUGCGUCAAAUUUUUCAUAUUUGAGUCCAAUUUGAAUUGUAGUACAAUUUAUAAGCCAUUUAAAAACAUUCCAUUUCGUUUUUAGGAAGAUGUUUAUUAAUGCUCGCUGAGAUUGCAGUGUUACAUGACACUGUCUUUUAUAUAACAUAAAACUCAGUUAAACGCUACAUGUUUCUUGUGAUAACUGUCUUUCCAUUUAGCUACAAUAAAGGUUUUUCAUUAAAGUGCACAGCAACAACAAAUACGUAACGAUCAGUAACACGUGGAACAAAGUAAUUGUGUAACAUACUGUAAUAGUAUGUUUUUGUGGUAUUUCAUUGCUUGAUUGGGUGUAUAUUAGUCAUUAUAAAUUAGUUUAAAUUACCAAUUGGUAAACAACAGUUUGUGGUAAAUGUUGUGUGCAUGGAAUUGUUUAAAAUGUUCCAGUAUGAUGCUAAGUCACAUUUCCCAAUAUUGUAUGCAUUCAUAUUUGAAAUUCACUACUUUUCGAUGAAAUAUUUCAAUCUGGUGCCUAAAUAGUUAGACAAGGUGGAAUGGUACAUUCACCACCCCUGUGUCUUAGUUAAAAAUACCAAUGGGUAAAUGAUGAUUUGUGCUAAAUGUUUGUGCACUGUAUCGCUUAAAACGUCCCAGUAUGAUGCUAGAUCACAUUUCACAAUAUUGUAUGCUUUCAUAUUUGAAAUUCACUACUUUCAUAUGAAAUAUUUAAAUAUGGUGCCUAAAUAGUUACAGUAUGUGGAAUGGUAUGUCAACAUUCACUACCCCUGUGUCUGUGAUAAGGGAGAAUAAUAUAAGUGUGCCUUUGUGACUUUAUACGUGUUCAAAUGUAAUGUUUACUUUUGUGUGUUCAAUAAAUACCCUGAAUACAGAGCUGGUAUAGAAAUAUGUGCUGUAAAAUAUUACAGCACAUAUUAGGCCUGUAUAGUAUGAAAUAUUUAUUAGAAAAAUUUGAACUGAUUUUUUAUUUUUUUUUCUCAGGGAACUACUACUUUGCCACUUGUUAGAAUUUACUUUAAAUUAGUUAUGUUAAUUGUAUUACAACAUCUUUAAAAGGUAUACUAGCCUAUAUUGCUUUCAAAAAAGUAGUGUAGCCUUGUACUGUAUGUAGGGUAGACUUAUUGCUCUAUAGCCAUCACAGAGUGCUCUGUGCUUGAAGUAUUCUAAUUGUCCACAUGGUGGCAUUUGUAAAUCAACAAUCCUCCAAAAUACUGUACUAGAGUGCUCAACCAAAAAUGUUACGUUUGAACACGUUUUGCUGUCAAAUGCCAUAACCCUUUAACACUGUAAAGUGUUAUGAUUUAUGAUUGUUACAGGAGGAAAUUAUUGUACUUUAUUAACUGGUCAUUUUAAUGGGAUAGUUCACCCACAAAUUAAAGUUUGUCAGAAGUUGUCUGACCCCAAAA
This is a messenger RNA of Salvelinus fontinalis (brook trout), 2759 nucleotides long. Its product is annotated as TLC domain-containing protein 5-like. Lineage: Eukaryota; Metazoa; Chordata; Actinopteri; Salmoniformes; Salmonidae. The record is from RefSeq and is a predicted model, not a curated record. The coding region runs from base 98 to 826 and encodes 242 amino acids. The transcript is spliced from 3 exons. Gene Ontology annotation, cellular component: membrane.